Trichoderma virens Gv29-8 is the source of this 2844-nucleotide messenger RNA. RefSeq lists its product as uncharacterized. Gene Ontology annotation, molecular function: serine-type endopeptidase activity; tripeptidyl-peptidase activity. Gene Ontology annotation, biological process: proteolysis. Gene Ontology annotation, cellular component: membrane; cytosol; cell wall. The transcript has 2 exons. Lineage: Eukaryota; Fungi; Ascomycota; Sordariomycetes; Hypocreales; Hypocreaceae. The record is from RefSeq and is a predicted model, not a curated record. Bases 1 to 2844 code for a protein of 947 amino acids.
AUGAAGUUCAAUUCCGCCUUGGGUCUCCUGACCCUGGUUGGCGGAGCAUCGUCUUCGCUGACCAUCACGACAAACACCAACAAGAACCCCCUUGUGUCAAGCCAAAACACAACCGUGGUUCCCAACACGUUCAUCGUCGAGCUGCAGCCAGACUUCCACCCAGACCUCCAGCCCAAGGAGCGGUUUUCAAAGACAAAGCCAGGGGCCAAGCCGGGAUAUCGCGUCCGCCAGCAGUACAACAGCACCGACUUCUUCUACGGUGUGUCAGUGUCGUUCGACAACCACGUCGACCUCGGCACUCUGCGACAAACUGCCGGCGUCAAGAAUGCCUGGAAAGUCGCCCUCGUGCCCCGUCCGGAGCCAUAUGUUCUGCGGGGGGCCCCCAAAAUUAGCAAGGGUUCCUUGCCGAAUCUGAGAGGCAGUGCCAAGAUCAACCAGCCGCUGGCCAUGGGCAAUGUGCAGAAGCUGCACGACCAGGGCAUCAAGGGCAGAGGCGUGCAGGUUGCCAUUAUCGAUAGCGGUGUUGACUAUCGCCAUCCGGCACUGGGCGGUGGCUUCGGGCGAGGACACAAGAUUGCUCUGGGAUACGAUUUUGUUGGUGAUGAUUAUACUGGCGAUAAUGCUCCCGCCCCGGAUCAGGACCCCCUGGCAACAUGCGUGGAUGGUGGACACGGCACUCACACAGCCGGCAUUGUGGGCAUGGAGGACCCUAAGAAUCAGGGGUUUGGGCUCGUCGGCGUCGCUCCCGAAGCAACCAUUGCGGCCUACCGCGUCUUUGGCUGUGAGGGAAGCACCAGCACUGAGAUUCUCGUGGCGUCUAUGCUCAAGGCUGCGCAAGAUGGAGCGGAUAUUGUGUCCAUGUCUAUCGGGGCGUACGAUAUCUGGGAGGAGGUCAACCCGUUUGAUGAAGUUGUCACAAGACUGACCAACCACGGCGUGGCCGUUGUUGCUGCCAUUGGAAACUUUGGAACUGCUGGAGUAUACUCGACCUCGGCUCCGGGUAUAUCCACCAACAGCUUAUCCGUGGGCUCGAUCGAGAACGAAGUAUAUCCGACGGUAUAUUCGGCCCACGAUGACAAGCACAAGGCUAUCGAUUAUGUCUCCGUGUUUCCCGCUAAUAGUUUAGGUCGUGUCGAGGUCUACCAAUUGGGAACAGGCCUCGAUGUCCCAAUCGAUGCCAAUGUCUCUAGCGGAUGCUACCAGCCUGCAUGGGAUGCUCUGGCCGAGGCCACGAUCGAUUGGAGCAAGACUAUCCUGCUGAUGUCGUGGGUUAGCUGGUGCGGCUCGAGUUGGGGGCAAGCAGUGGACUUUGGUGUUCAAUCAAUCCUGGUGUCUCAAGAAGAGGAGCAGCUGAUCGUCGUGGACGAGCCUCAGGACCCAACGACGCUUCUGUUUCUGGACUUGCCAAACUCGAAGCAGCUCGUUAAGAAUCUGUCUCAGCUGCCCGCGGGUCAGAAAUACUACCUCACAUUUGACGGCAACAAGCCUAGCUAUGCUGCAAACCCGCUCCCCAGGACGCCCGAUGACUUCUCCAGCUAUGGCCCGACGAUUGAAAUGUCACUGGCCCCCAAGAUCUCGGCACCUGGAGGAACCAUCUUGGCUACGUUCCCCCUCGAAGCUGGCGGAUAUGCUGUGCUGUCGGGAACUUCCAUGGCCACUCCGUUUGCUGCAGGAAGUCUGGCAUUGCUCAAGUCUCAGCAACCACAUCUCUCCGUCCAGGAACUCUAUGCACGUCUUAUGACUACUGCCAGCCCGGUUAACGAACCCGGCUCCAACCAGGUGGCUUCUACGGCUCGACAGGGAGGCGGCCUCAUUAACGUCUAUGCGGCUGUCAAGGCGGAUACAGUCAUCAGCCCUUCUGAGCUCACCUUACGCGACUCGGCGACGCCGGCGCCGCAGAAGAUCACCAUCACGAACCAGUCUAAGUCCAAGAAGAAGUACUCCAUCCAGCACAGCCCGGCAUCCUUCUACCGCGUCUACUAUAAUUACCUGACGGGUAAUACCGACUACAGCAGUGCUGGCGGCAGUAUUCCGCUCGAUGUCCCUGCAUCUGCACAGUUCUCACAGUCAUCCCUGACUCUUGGCCCGGGCCAGUCUGCCUCGAUCCAGGUCCAGAUCAAGCCACAGCAUGAUGACUGGCCGUGGUCUAUGCCGGUGUAUGGAGGCUUUGUCAAGAUCACUUCUGACGAUGCCGCUUAUUCGAUUCCGUACAUCGGAGUGCCGUACAACCGCACCGAGGUUGGCCCUAUCAUGCACAACGUGACAACCCAGGUACCAUAUGACUCUCCGGGCAUUUUGAAGCUCAGGGCGGACGAUCUGUUCCUAGCCAAUGGUCAGAUCCCUACACCCAACAUUGACUCGUACAACUGGUCACUGGACCUGUCCAAGUCAUUCAUCCCCGUCUUCCGAGUGGACGUGCUGCUGCCCUCGCGCUUCAUCCGCUUCGACCUUGUGCCGGCAAACACCUCCUUUGUGCCAUCCAUCUAUGGCUUCGACCCAGAUGCCCACAUCGACUACAAGCCUCCUUCUCAAGCCAUUCUGCCCGGCUUUCUCGGCGUCCCCACAUACGGGCAGUUGUUUUCCAUAACCGUCGACGAUGCGCCUUCCAACAGCCCCACGAUCUCACAGCCCUUGAUCAACCACUUCUUCGCCCAGGCCCUCGUCUAUCCCGCGCUGACCAACGACGACAACGUGACGUACAACAUCUCGUCUGGAGACUACCGGCCGCUCCUUCGGGCGCUGCGAUGGAACGGCAACGAAGCGAACCCUGACGAUUACGAGUCUUGGCUGGGACCAGUGAUUCGAGCGGACAUUCCGAGCGAUGAGUUUCCCUCGGACGCGUAG